Molecule: messenger RNA, 5496 nt
Organism: Mandrillus leucophaeus (drill)
Lineage: Eukaryota; Metazoa; Chordata; Mammalia; Primates; Cercopithecidae
Gene: CPSF2
Product: cleavage and polyadenylation specific factor 2, 100kDa
Exons: 16
Coding region: 471-2819 (782 amino acids)
Biological process (GO): mRNA 3'-end processing by stem-loop binding and cleavage
Cellular component (GO): mRNA cleavage and polyadenylation specificity factor complex
Molecular function (GO): RNA binding
Source: RefSeq, a predicted model, not a curated record
UCCAGCUCCAAAAUGGCGGCCGCCGCUGGGGGGCUUCUGCCGGCCGGUAGUGCUCCGCGCUGCUGAGCCAGCAUCGGCUUUUCUACCUCUUGAACCUGGAUUCGCUUAGGGGUUGGGAAGGGCAGUGGACGGCGUUGGGGGAGGCCUGACGAGGCAAGUGAGGGCGGGAGAAAGGAGUAAACCUCUGGCGGGGGAAGGCGGCGUCACUGGCCCUCCGGGAGCGCCGGGCCCCGACUCCGACCCGGUCUCCCCCGAGGACUCGCCCCCGCCGCUUCGGCUGCGACUGUCCCGGUCGUUCCUGGCAGAAGUGGUCAGCGAGGGAAAGAGAAGUGACUUCUCCAUGGGUUUCAAGCUCCCAGCUGUUUUGCGGCAGCUCAUUGAUAAAGAACUCUUCAGAAUUCCUGGUGUUUCAUCAUAUAUACGACUGAGAUAUCAACCCUUCUAGCUUGCUGUUUCUGGACCAAAAAAAAAUGACGUCUAUUAUCAAGUUAACUACCCUUUCUGGGGUCCAAGAAGAAUCUGCCCUUUGCUAUCUUCUCCAAGUUGAUGAGUUUAGAUUUUUAUUGGACUGUGGCUGGGAUGAGCACUUUUCUAUGGAUAUUAUAGAUUCCCUGAGGAAGCACGUUCACCAGAUUGAUGCAGUACUGUUGUCUCACCCUGAUCCUCUCCACCUUGGUGCCCUCCCAUAUGCUGUCGGAAAGUUGGGUCUGAACUGUGCUAUCUAUGCAACCAUUCCUGUUUAUAAAAUGGGACAGAUGUUCAUGUAUGAUCUUUAUCAGUCUCGACACAAUACGGAAGAUUUUACACUCUUUACAUUAGAUGAUGUGGAUGCAGCCUUUGAUAAAAUACAGCAGCUAAAAUUCUCUCAGAUUGUGAAUUUGAAAGGUAAAGGACAUGGCCUGUCUAUCACACCUCUGCCAGCUGGUCAUAUGAUAGGUGGAACAAUAUGGAAAAUAGUCAAAGAUGGAGAAGAAGAAAUUGUUUAUGCAGUUGACUUCAACCACAAGAGGGAGAUCCAUUUAAAUGGAUGUUCCCUGGAAAUGCUAAGCAGGCCUUCCUUACUUAUCACAGAUUCAUUCAAUGCUACAUAUGUACAGCCUAGAAGAAAACAGAGAGAUGAGCAGCUUCUGACAAAUGUCCUGGAAACACUUCGAGGUGAUGGAAAUGUGUUAAUAGCAGUGGACACAGCAGGCAGAGUUUUGGAACUUGCUCAACUUCUUGAUCAGAUUUGGAGGACUAAAGAUGCAGGACUGGGUGUUUACUCAUUGGCACUCCUAAAUAAUGUCAGUUACAAUGUGGUAGAGUUUUCUAAAUCCCAGGUAGAAUGGAUGAGUGAUAAAUUGAUGAGAUGUUUUGAAGACAAAAGAAAUAAUCCAUUUCAGUUUCGCCAUCUCUCUUUAUGUCAUGGUCUUUCUGACUUGGCCCGAGUACCUAGCCCUAAAGUUGUACUUGCCAGCCAACCUGACCUGGAAUGUGGAUUUUCAAGGGAUCUCUUUAUUCAGUGGUGUCAGGAUCCUAAAAACUCAAUCAUUCUAACUUACAGAACUACUCCUGGGACUUUAGCACGUUUCCUAAUUGAUAAUCCUUCUGAAAAAAUUACAGAAAUAGAGUUGAGGAAACGUGUGAAGCUUGAAGGGAAAGAACUUGAGGAAUACUUGGAAAAAGAGAAACUAAAGAAAGAAGCUGCCAAAAAGCUUGAGCAGUCAAAAGAGGCAGAUAUAGAUUCCAGUGAUGAGAGUGACAUUGAGGAAGAUAUUGACCAGCCAUCAGCUCAUAAGACGAAGCAUGACUUGAUGAUGAAAGGUGAAGGCAGUCGUAAAGGAAGUUUUUUCAAACAGGCAAAAAAGUCCUAUCCUAUGUUUCCUGCCCCAGAAGAAAGAAUUAAAUGGGAUGAAUAUGGAGAGAUUAUCAAACCAGAGGAUUUCUUGGUGCCAGAGCUUCAAGCUACUGAAGAAGAAAAAAGCAAAUUAGAAUCUGGUUUGACAAAUGGAGAUGAACCCAUGGAUCAGGAUUUAUCUGAUGUUCCUACUAAAUGUAUUUCUACAACAGAAUCUAUUGAAAUAAAAGCCCGGGUUACCUACAUAGACUAUGAAGGACGCUCUGAUGGGGAUUCCAUUAAAAAAAUCAUUAAUCAGAUGAAACCACGACAGCUGAUCAUCGUCCAUGGCCCACCAGAGGCCAGUCAGGAUCUGGCAGAGUGCUGUCGCGCCUUUGGUGGGAAAGAUAUUAAAGUGUACAUGCCAAAGCUGCAUGAAACAGUUGAUGCCACGAGUGAAACUCACAUCUACCAGGUGAGAUUAAAAGACUCACUUGUCAGCUCUCUUCAGUUUUGUAAGGCAAAAGAUGCUGAAUUAGCUUGGAUAGAUGGUGUCUUAGAUAUGAGAGUUUCCAAAGUGGACACAGGGGUUAUUUUAGAAGAAGGAGAACUAAAGGAUGAUGGAGAAGACUCAGAGAUGCAAGUGGACGCUCCCUCAGAUUCUAGUGUUAUAGCACAACAAAAGGCCAUGAAAAGUCUGUUCGGAGAUGAUGAAAAAGAAACAGGUGAAGAAAGUGAAAUCAUUCCUACUUUGGAACCCUUGCCACCUCAUGAGGUUCCUGGACAUCAGUCAGUUUUUAUGAAUGAACCAAGACUGUCAGACUUCAAGCAAGUUCUCUUACGGGAGGGGAUUCAAGCUGAAUUUGUAGGAGGUGUACUUGUUUGCAACAAUCAAGUAGCAGUCCGCAGAACGGAAACUGGACGCAUUGGAUUAGAAGGCUGCCUUUGUCAAGAUUUUUAUAGGAUAAGAGACCUUUUAUAUGAACAAUAUGCUAUUGUGUAAAAGACAUGAUGUCAAGAAGGAUCUGCUUGACCUUUCUAAGAAAAAGGGAUUCUUAUCUUACUUUGAGCUUUUGAUGUUUUGUUUUGUAACAUACAGAAAGAAUCUGCCAGAAAAACUUACAUGUAUUAGAUUUUUAAAAAUAUAAAUAGAGAACAUUUUGCAAAUGCUCAAAUGAGCAUUCUAUCUUUUGGCUUUCAGAGUGACAGAGCUCCUAACAGGUGUAUAGGCCCGAGAGUUGAAGGUGAUUGGUUUUCUCUACAGACUCCUUGUUCUAGAAGGGCUUUUUACUUGAAUAAAACAAUGCAACUUAGCAAACCAAUUCAUGGCCUUAGAGAAACAUUUUUGCAUGAGUUCUUACAAACUGUUAUAUUUUCUGGAAUGAUAAGUGAGAAUUAUUUAGAAAAGACAUGCUCAAAAAAAAAAAAAAAAAACCUAAACUGAUAGAACAGUUUUUUGAGGUUUAUUUUUAAAAGCAUAUGUGCUCUGACUCUUUCCAGUUUGAAUAUGCAAUUGUUUUCUGCUUAUAUUUCCCAGUGAUUUACUCUAGGGUAAAGUACUACACAUUUGGUUCAGAAAUCAAUUUUUAUUUCUCCUAUAUCUUGUUUUAUCAAGAUUUUGUUGUGGCGUUUCAAUGUAAAUUAUAACACCAUCAUUUGAAUAUACAUAAUUCAAAAGAACUCCUUGAUGCAGUAUAGUCUUAAGGGUUCUGCAUACCUUUUAGAAACAUCUUAGCCAUCAGUUAGGUCCUGUAUUAAACUGUUUAGUGCUCUGUUUUUAAGAAAACAAAUGUUGAACCUCACACUUUUAUGUGGUAACAGUAUAAUUUAAUUAAAAGGUGUAAAUGUUUUCAUCUCUUAAGCUUGCUCUUUCCUAAGGUCACCCAAGCAGUGGUUGGAUUUUAUACACAUUACUACUAAAAUAAUACUGAAGUUGGAUAAGGUUAUCCUUUCUGUGUUUGUGUCUUUCUUGUGACUAACCACCCUGAUAUAGUAUAAACCACUGUGUUCAAGAGUAAAAACAAUAUAUGCAAUUUUCAUUGAACUUAAGGAGUGAAAACCAUGUAAACUAUUGAAACUAUUGUAAUCCAUUAAUGCUUUUUAAGAAGGUAGCUUAAUCAUGGCAGACCUUGAUGUUUAUUUCUCAAAUGGUUAAGCCCUCUUCUUUACACUUAGUUGUUUUUUUUUUUUCUUUGAGACAGACUCAGCCAGGCUGGAAUGCAGUGGUGAGAUUUUGGCUCACUGUAACCUCUUUCUCCAGGGUUCAAGUGAUUCUCCCACCUCAGCCUCCCAAGUAGGUGGGACUAUGGGCACAUGCCACUGCACCUGGCUAAUUUUUAUAUUUUUGGUAGAGACAGGGUUUCACUAUGUUGGCCAGGCUGGUCUCAAACUCCUGACCUCAAGCGAUCCAUCCACCUAGACCUCCCAGAGUGCUGGGAUUACAGGCAUGAAUGACCACAACUGGUCUACCUUUAGAUUUUUGGAAGGAUUGAUAUUCUUAUUUAACUAUGCGUGGAACAACCCAGUAAUAUCAGACUUGACUUACUAUUUCAUUCUCUUUCAGAUGCUUACAAAGCUUCCAUUGUAGAUUAUAGUGUUAAUGCAAAGUUUACAGACUUUUGAUAUGGAAAACCAGAUAUACAAAACAAUGUUACAAAAGGCAGAUAUAAAGAGUAUGUUUUCUUUUUAGUGCUUUGGAAAAUUUUCACUUUAACUCUUAUUACUGUAUAGAUUAAGCCCUGUAGUGCUAUUUAUAUUCCAGGGGAAAGAAAAUCUGAGUUUGUUUUAUGGUUUAAAGCAUCUGGUUUACAUAUUGUAUUGUAAUACUGAUACGGUUUGGCUGUGUCCCCACCAAAUUGAAUUGUGUUAAUAGUUCCCAUAAUCCCUAUGUGUUGUGGGAGGGACCCAGUGGGCGGUAAUUUAAUUAUGGUGGCGGUUACCCUCAUGCUGUUCUUGUGAUGGCGAGUUCUCAUGAGAUCUGAUGGGGUUUUUUUUUUUUUUUUGAGACGGAGUUUCACUCUUGUUGCCCAGGCUGGAGUGCAAUGGCACGAUCUUGGCUCACCACAACCUCUGCCUUGCGGGUUCAAGCAAUUCUCCUGCCUCAGCCUCUUGAGUAGCUGGGAUUACAGGCAUGUGCCACCACGCCCGGCUAAUUUUGUAUUUUUAGUAGAGACGGGGUUUCUCCAUGUUGGUUAGGCUGGUCUCAAACUGUUGACUUCAGAUGGUCCGCCUGCCUCGGCCUCCAAAAGUGCUGCUGGGAUUACAGGCGUGAGCCACAGCACCUAGCCUGAGAUCCGAUGGUUUUAUAAGGGGAUUUCUCCCACUUUGCUCUUCACUUCUUCCUGCUGCCAUGUGAAGAAGGACGUGUUUGCUUCCCCUUCCACUACGAUUGUAAGUUUCAUGAGCCUCCCCAACCUCCCUAAUUGAACUGUGAGUCAAUUAAAACUCUUUACUUUAUAAAUUACCCAGUCUCGGGCAAUUAUUUAUAGCAGUGUGAGAACAGACUAACAUGAAUACCAAUAUUGAAAAAUUGUUUCUUGCCUCACCUUUUUUUUGUCCUAUGAACAGGAAUUAAAUUUUAAAGUAUUGCCUUAAGAUGAUUGUGCUAAAUAAUAGUCACUGCAAGAGCAAUAGUUUUACCUGUUUCUAGAUGACAAUGUUACUAAAAUUUCUCAAAUGAA